AGAUCAUCACGAUGACCCACUGCUCCUGCACUCUUGUGUCAGUCAUGUUUUACGAGCAUUUUUUCUCGUCGGCCAAAGGAGAAGAGCAUUGAUCAGCUGUCUUGUCUCAGUGCGGCCAUCCUGAGGUCAGAGGUCAGGGGGGGGGAUGGAUUACUUCAACCUGCUCGACACUCAGAUCCGUCACUUCCUGCCUCCUGAGAUCCACGAGCUGUUCCAGAGGAAGCUGAGAGAUCGAGCUCUCCAGGAGAUGCCCAACUUCAUCUGGUGUUCACAUUGUUCGUUCGGCAUUCUUCAUGAAGCUGACCAGCUGAGGAUGGACUGUCCGAGCUGUAAGAAGAGCACAUGCUGUCAGUGCAGAUCACCUUGGUCUCCUGAACAUCAGGGUCUGUCCUGUCAGCAGUUCAGAGUCAGGCGGCAUCACAACCAGCCAGACCUCCAGAACCAGAACCCCCCCCUGCUGGAGUGUCCAUGCUGCAGCAGUGUGUUCAGUGUCUCCAGAGGAGGAUGUCUGCACUUCACCUGCUCUCAGUGUCAGCACCAGUUCUGUGGAGGCUGCAGACAGACCUUCAGCCCCGGACCGGCCUGCAGGUUCUCCACUUCCUGUGGGGGGAGGGGACUGCAUGCCCAUCAUCCUCGAGACUGUCUGUAUCACCUUAGAGACUGGAGCGUGUCCCGCCUCCUGCAGUUACUACAGUGCUACAGAGUGUCUCCCUCCUGCUGUGACUCCGCCACCCGCAGAUCACCUGACUCCCACACAGGUGUGUGUCCGGUGAUGGAGGUGAGGGAGGAGAGUGAGGAAGCGUGUGGACGAGCUGCCUCCCCCCAGUACAGAGGAUACUGCGAGAUACACUACAAGGAGCGCUUGGUGCAGCUGAUCAACCGUUGCCAUGGCGACCCUGCAGUGCUCUUCAGCGUGGCGGAGAUGGUGGCGGAGCUUCAGCGCUGGGGUGUCGCCGUGCCGACCAGGAGAGCUGAGGAGGCAGAGCAAGCUUACACAGAAGGCCUCCGCGCGACACUGACCAAUAGCGUUCCUCUCAGGAAGCAUCUCUGACUGCUGCUGGAGCUCCACUUCCUCCGUCACACCAAUCUAUCAGAUGGCAGCUCCGUCCUGCUUCAUUGAGUGAUGUUAUCGUCACCAUUUAGCCGGUGGUGUCUGAUUGGCUCCUUGUUUGCAGUGAGAGGACGAAUGAAAACCGAAAAAGACGGAGCGAGCAGCCAAUUAUCAUCCCUCUCUGUUUCUUGAACUGAUGCUAACAUGUUGUUGCCGAGCUGAUGCUAACAUGUUAACGAGCUGAUGCUAACAUGUAAACAAGCUGAUGCUAACAUGUUGUUAACAAGCUGAUGCUAACAUGUUAACGAGCUGAUGCUAACAUGUUAACGAGCUGAUGCUAACAUGUAAACAAGCUGAUGCUAACAUGUUGUUAACAAGCUGAUGCUAACAUGUUAACAAGCUGAUGCUAACAUGUUGUUAACAAGCUGAUGCUAACAUGUUAACGAGCUGAUGCUAACAUGUUGUUAACAAGCUGAUGCUAACAUGUUAACAAGCUGAUGCUAACAUGUUGUUAACAAGCUGAUGCCAACAUGUUGUUAACAAGCUGAUGCUAACAUGUUGUUAACAAGCUGAUGCUAACAUGUUAACAAGCUGAUGCCAACAUGUUGUUAACAAGCUGAUGCUAACAUGUUGUUAACAAGCUGAUGCUAACAUGUUAACAAGCUGAUGCCAACAUGUUGUUAACAAGCUGAUGCUAACAUGUUGUUAACAAGCUGAUGCUAACAUGUUAACGAGCUGAUGCUAACAUGUUGUUAACAAGCUGAUGCUAACAUGUUAACAAGCUGAUGCUAACAUGUUGUUAACAAGCUGAUGCCAACAUGUUAACGAGCUGAUGCUAACAUGUUGUUAACAAGCUGAUGCUAACAUGUUAACGAGCUGAUGCUAACAUGUUGUUAACGAGCUGAUGCUAACAUGUUAACGAGCUGAUGCUAACAUGUUGUUAACAAGCUGAUGCUAACAUGUUGUUGACGAGCUGAUGCUAACAUGUUAACAAGCUGAUGCUAACAUGUUGUUGACGAGCUGAUGCUAACAUGUUGUUAACAAGCUGAUGCUAACAUGUUGUUAAUGAGCUGAUGUUAACGAGCUGAUGUUAACGAGCUGAUGCUAACAUGUUUACGAGCUGAUGCUAACAUGUUGUUAAAAAGCUGAUGUCAACGAGCUGAGCUGAUGCUAACAUGUUGUUAAUGAGCUGAUGCUAACAUGUUGUUAACGAGCUGAUGCUCACAUGUUGUUAAUGAGCUGAUGCUAACAUGUUGUUAACGAGCUGAUGCUAACAUGUUGUUAACGAGCUGAUGCUAACAUGUUGUUAACAAGCUGAUGCUAACAUGUUGUUAAUGAGCUGAUGUUAACGAGCUGAGCUGAUGCUAACAUGUUGUUAACGAGCUGAUGCUAACAUGUUGUUAAUGAGCUGAUGUUAACGAGCUGAGCUGAUGCUAACAUGUUGUUAACGAGCUGAUGCUAACAUUAUGUUAACGAGCUUAUGCUAACAUGUUAACGAGCUGAUGCUAACAUGUUGUUGACGAGCUGAUGUUAACAUGUUGUUAACGAGCUGAUGCUAACAUGUUGUUAACGAGCUGAUGCUAACAUGUUAACGAGCUGAUGCUAACAUGUUGUUGACGAGCUGAUGUUAACAUGUUGUUAACGAGCUGAUGCUAACAUGUUGUUAAUGAGCUGAUGCUAACAUGUUGUUAACGAGCUGAUGCUAACAUGUUGUUAACGAGCUGAUGCUAACAUGUUGUUAACGAGCUGAUAACCAGUAAACGUCUUCUGCAGUUGUCACUCUCCUUAAGUAAAUGAUUUAAUGGGGGGGGGGCUGCUGUGUAUGUACAAAAUAAAUCUUGAAUGGAAAAAAGUGUAUGUUCCUGAGUUACGAUACUGGAUAAAGCAGCCGUACUUCCUAUAGUACCCCCUCACCCUAUAUAAAGUAAUGGUACUUAUUUAGGGUUAGGGGGUACUUCAUAGUACCAGUAGUAUAUAAAGUACCCCUCUGACUUUAAGUAUUAAAAGUUGUCCAUUUUUUAAAUCAUAAACUUUAUUAGUCACAAACAUUACAAACAGUCCAUGCACCUCAUGAAAUGCUGUUUUACCCAGAAUGCACGGGUUCAGUGUUAGGGCGCAGCGUCGUCUCUGAUUGGACAGAAGCUCUGGAUCUCCUGCAGCAGCCGCUCAGCCAACGCCGGGCUGUUAGCUGCCAGAACCCGGCGAGACAUCAGGUCCACCGGCCCGCCUGCACACAGUCCCACGUUAGCAUCUGUUAGAUUAGCACCUGUGUGUGUUAGCUUAGCAUCUGUGUGUUAGUGUAGCUACUAACCCUGCACGUCCAUCAGGACCCCCCCCCGCCUCGGUCACCAGCAGGGACCCCGCUGCGAUGUCCCAGACGUGGAUCCCGAUCUCAUAAUACGCCUCGACGCAGCCGGAGGCUACCAGACACAUGUUGAUGGCUGCAGUGCCUGCUCCACGCACCCUACACACACACACACACACUUUAGGUCACAGGAUGAUGCUGAGCUGACACACACACUCUUUAGUAGGAUGAUGGAUGGCCCUCAUCCUGAAUUUUUUUUAAAUCCCAAAUAUCGGCCCCCCAAAAAAAAUGAUAUUGGUCGGGCCACACACACACACACACACACACCCGUGUGUGGGGAUGCUCAGCACGGCUCUCAGGCUGCAGAGAAUUUUCUCCACGACCUCAGGAUCUCUGCUGGAGCCGAAUUCUGUGCAGACCAUCGCCUGAUGGAUAUCUGAACACACACACACACACACACACACACACACACACACACACACACACACACACACACACACACACACACACACACACACACACACACACACACACACACACACACACACACACACACACACACACACAGUUAGCAUUCUUAGCUCAGCUUGUUUCUCUGAUAGCUUCAGACCCAGUGGCGUUUUCUCCCGGAGGCCAAGGGAGGCGUGGCCUCCUCAUUUAUAUUCGAUAAAAAAAUAUCCAUGAGUUGGGAUUCAUGACGCACAUUUUAGGUUCCAAAUAUGCCGUGUUUAAUUCCCUGAUGUCAUGUUUUUCUUUGAGCGAGCAAAACAGCGCCCCUAUAGGUGAAAUACUGCCAUCUAAGGAGGCCCGUUUAACUUGGCCUCCACUACUACUAAGGGUUUUAGCCAAUCAGAUUGAAGCUCGGCUUGUCACCGAACGCUCAUCAAGGUCAAUCAAACUGUAAAAAUUUAAAAAAUGAGGAGGCUAGCUUGUACGUGCCUCCUACACUAAUACGUAAGUACGUAACCACACACAACCAUGCUGUUGCUAACCGUGAAGGAAGGUUAGAAAGUAAGAAUGGAUGGCGACGGAGACCCAGAGUUUUUUCUGAGAAACGAUUUCACUAAACUACCGUUUGAAAUUCAGUUAAAAAUAAAACAGAAGGGUAGGUCCACUCCGAAUCUCGACCUUACUCAGGGAAGAGCUAAAGGAAAUACCCGGACGUUUUGUGAAGGGAACUAUACGAGAACGGACUGGC
This is a messenger RNA of Eleginops maclovinus (Patagonian blennie), 4554 nucleotides long. RefSeq names its product E3 ubiquitin-protein ligase RNF31-like. The transcript is spliced from 10 exons. NCBI's taxonomy places the organism in Eukaryota, Metazoa, Chordata, Actinopteri, Perciformes, Eleginopidae. Gene Ontology annotation, biological process: protein linear polyubiquitination. Bases 146 to 1051 code for a protein of 301 amino acids. The record is from RefSeq and is a predicted model, not a curated record. Gene Ontology annotation, cellular component: LUBAC complex. Gene Ontology annotation, molecular function: linear polyubiquitin binding; ubiquitin protein ligase activity; zinc ion binding.